CGUCUAGCUAUGGAACUCUGCCAGUUGUGAUGGUAAAAGUGGUGGGGAAUAAGGAAUGUGACUGCAGGUAUCAAGACAUCCAACUUUAUUGGGAUAUAACAAUCACACAGACGACCAUGUGUACCAGUGGAGAGACAGGCUAUGGAGCGUGUUCUGGACAAUUAGGUGAUCCUUUACAGUGUAUGCAGGGAUCUGUGUGGAUCUUAGCUGGUGUUACUAAUUUUGGGUUUUGCGGCACUGGAGUUGCACCUGACGUUUAUUCUAAAGUAUCCGAAUUCCAAAGCUGGAUCCUAAAUAAUGUUAACGGGUCAGACAUCGGAUUGGAAACUUUUAAAUCUGACGGUGAAGACAAAGACAACAGCUUUCUGUGCAAUGGAGAAGAUACAGUUUCAGGACUUUUUUAUCCAUUUGGAAAUGGAGACACAGAGAACCCCUCUCAGGAUCAUGGACACUCCCCAGUUGUAUUCCAAAAGCCCUUUGUAUAUUUCGGACGUGUUUAUGAACAGACUUAUGUUAAUAACAACGGGUGUUUGACAUUUGCCGGCCCUUUUUCAGAGCCGAUACCCAAUGUUAUACUGUCAAAACUCAACAGAGACAUUAUUGCUCCGUUUUGGACAAACAUGGACAACACUGUCAAUGGAAGCAUCUCCUAUCGGCAGCUCACUAAAGGUGGACUCUUAGUAGCAGCAUCAAACGACAUAAACCAGUAUUUUCCACAUCUGAACUUCACUGCCUAUUGGAUCUUUAUUGCUACUUGGGAUAAAGUGCCGUACUUUAAUGACUCACAGUCGAGCUCAUCUUUUCAAGUUAUUUUGGUCUCUGGUGGCUCUCUGUCCUUUGUCAUGAUCAACUAUGGAAACAUCUCCUCAACGGAUCAGUGGUUUCAGGCUGGCUACGGCACAAUGAACUUGACAAAUUAUUUUUCAGUCCCCAUUCCCACUGCAAAUAAGCUGUCCAACUCCAGCAACGUCAAUCUAUCUGGACGCUGGGCUUUCCGUGUUGAUGGUGGACCUGAAGAAGGACUCUUCUAUCCACAUGGAGAUGAGGAUAUAAAGAACCCUGCAGAGGAUUUUGGAAGUUCUCCUCUGAUCCACCUGGCACAGCCAUUUAAUUACUUUGGGCUAAUUUAUAAUCGACUAUACGUGAAUAACAAGGGGUACUUGACUUUUAAAGAACCAUUUUACCAGUACUAUCCCAAUCUUUUUACUGCAUACUACUCAACUAGAGAUAUCAUCGCCCCACUAUGGACAGACAUUGACAUCACACGUAAUGGAGCUAUCUCUUACAGACAAGUAACAGACGGUCAUGUCUUGAAUCGGGCCUCAAGAGAUGUAAACCAAUAUUUCCCCAAUUUAAAUUUCUCUGCCUCAUGGGUUUUCAUUGCUACAUGGGAUAAAGUACCAUACUAUGGAUACAGACGGAGUGUGUCAACUUUUCAAAUAGUUUUGGUGUCUGGAAAAAACAUGUCAUUUAUACUCAUGCAUUACGGCAGUAUCUCUCAAGCUCCAUAUCAAGUACAGUCCGGCUAUGACACAACUGAUUCCACUGAUUUCUUUUUAAUUCCUGUCUCUGACCCCAAAUUGCUUCCGUACACGAGUAAUGUCAACAUGUUGGGUCGAUGGGCUUUUCGAAUUGACAACACAUCAGCAAACAAUGGACUCUUCUGUCCAUUUCGGAAUGGGUACAAAGUUAAUAUGUAUUACGGAUAUUGGAUCUCUUUGCCGACACCGUUUCCUUACUAUGGGCUCAGACACAGACUUGUUAAAGUGAGAACAUUUAUUCACCUAAAAAUGUAAUUCUUUAGUUAAUUAUUCACUCUCACGUCAUUCCAUUCCAAUGAGACUUUCAUUCAUCUUAGCCGGCUGCAAGCUUUCUAAAACUCUCACA
Messenger RNA from Danio rerio (zebrafish), 1887 nucleotides. The record is from RefSeq and is a predicted model, not a curated record. Lineage: Eukaryota; Metazoa; Chordata; Actinopteri; Cypriniformes; Danionidae.